AUGUCUGCUUACAAGACCUGGAAAACCUAUGGUUCUGGACCUCGUGUGGACUCUCGCAUCUCACAAGCCAGACGUGACGAGAUUCAGCGUCAUGAUGAGGAGGUAAGGCAAGAUAGAGAAUUGUUAAAAAAUCUAACACAAGCUGUUCUAUAUUUGUCUAGGCAAGAGUUUGCAUUUAGAGGUCAUGAUGAAUCUAACGAUAGCUUGAACAGAGGGAAUUACAGGGAAUUGCUUGAACGUUUUGCCAGAAUGGAUUCUGUUUUUGAAAGGCAGUUACAUGGUAGGCUUGUCAAAUCGAGUUUGAGAGGGGGUAGGCAGUUUGCUGAAUCGAGUUUCCCCUGAUAUUCAAAAUGAUUUGAUUAAUUGUCUUGAUAUGAUAAUAGAGGAUAAUAUUUUAAAGGAAAUGGAUAAUUGCACUUUUUUGAGUAUACCCGUUGAUGAGGCGACUGAUGUAUCCACCGGCCAAAGAGCAGUUGAGUAUGAUCGUUCGUCUGGAUAAAAUGGGUGAUAUUAUAGAAAGGCAACUUGGGUUUGUAGAUUUUAGUUCUGAAAGAACUGCAACUGCUUUAUCUACAGUUAUUAAAGGUAAGUUGAUUCAGCAUGAAAAUAUCAUGGAUAAGCUUAUUGGGCAAACUUAUGAUGGUGCCUCGGUAAUGUCGGGUCAUGAUGGUCAUCUCAAUGGUGUUCAAGCUCAAAUACAACGGGA
Messenger RNA from Paramuricea clavata, 706 nucleotides. Lineage: Eukaryota; Metazoa; Cnidaria; Anthozoa; Malacalcyonacea; Plexauridae. The record is from the annotation of a GenBank genome assembly.